AAUGCGUUUACUUGACCUUUGUACUUUUGUUACCAUGACAAUAAAAGAGUGAAAAUGUCUUCCAACGUCUACAGCAAGAGCAAGACUCUGGUAGCCAACUGGGUGGAAGAGAGGCAAUGUGCGCAUUUGGAGAAAGGAAACAGAACUGAAGAUGGAAAAUUGGACAAAAAGCUACACAAAACUGGGCAUAAAGGUAUUCUUUCACCCAGUCCCUCCUCUCCCAUGAGCUGCACCACCAUGGUUCAACAAUCCUACCAGCCCCCAGCAUCCAUUAGAGGCUCCACCCCGCGCUCUGUGGGCAAGAGACAGGAACAGAUAGUAGCUCAACUCUACGAUAUGAUCAGCUCAGAAGUGCAUGAAGAAUUCCUCCCCCCUCCACCAAAGCAUGACUACAAGUCAAUCACACAUAAUGACUUUAAUAAAGAUUUCACUCCAACAGUUAUACCACCAACAAGAAGCCAUAAUGUGUACACAGAAUCUCCCGCUACAUACUGGUCUGACAAUAUCGGAAAUGCGACGGGGGUGUCACAGGUCAAAGUACAGAGUGCACCCUUUCACAAGAACAGUGCAUUCAGUACACCAAUAGAAGACUAUCUAGACCAGCCCAAACCACACGGCAUUGACUAAACUCUACUGUAUUUUGUUGUUGAAGCCUUAUUUUAUUUAUGAGUAUGAUGACCCUUACCAUACUGUUUUUUUUAGUAAAGGGUCCUCACAUCAAUUAGAAAAAAUAUAAAUGUAUGAUGA
Halichondria panicea is the source of this 747-nucleotide messenger RNA. Its product is annotated as sperm-associated antigen 8-like. Gene Ontology annotation, molecular function: microtubule binding. Bases 55 to 627 code for a protein of 190 amino acids. Gene Ontology annotation, biological process: positive regulation of transcription by RNA polymerase II. Gene Ontology annotation, cellular component: nucleus; cytoplasm. NCBI's taxonomy places the organism in Eukaryota, Metazoa, Porifera, Demospongiae, Suberitida, Halichondriidae. The transcript has 5 exons. The record is from RefSeq and is a predicted model, not a curated record.